AUGAAGAUUGAGAUGCUGAAAGGGGUGUCAUAUGCUCUAUGUGUAGUGGAUUGGUUGGGGAUGGAGUGGUUGAGGUGGUUGCUAAAGCUUCGAUGUGUGAUAUUUGAGCUCCAUAUCAAUUUCAAUGAGAGAAAUGACAUUGAGGUUUUUAAUUAUGUGAACUUCAUGGGUGAUUUUGAUGAUGAUGUCAUUGCCAUCAGCGUCCUUGCCUGGGAAGUGCAAAGGGAGGUUGGUGUACAUUGUGAACUCAUGCAAUUGAUCACCGAGUCCUUUGAUCUUGACAAGUGUGGUGGGGAGGAUGGUUAUGUGUGGGUCUUGAUCUGA
Molecule: messenger RNA, 324 nt
Organism: Histoplasma mississippiense
Lineage: Eukaryota; Fungi; Ascomycota; Eurotiomycetes; Onygenales; Ajellomycetaceae
Exons: 4
Coding region: 1-324 (107 amino acids)
Source: RefSeq, a predicted model, not a curated record